GUUUUCCACUCGUCUACCAGCGGACCCCGAUAAACAGUGAAGCUGUAAUUUGAGUCUCUUACCACGACACUUCCAUUUCUGCAGAUUUUCUACUUUCGCCUCUUUAUAAGCCCGGUUACUGCCCUCCCAUUCCCUGUAUUCACAUUUGUGUGCAUCGCAUUCCACUUCAAAUUUCUUACAUUCUGCUAAAGAUUCUCAUCGCUUGAACUUCUUGUAAUUCUCAAGCGCCCCAUGGCAGCGAAGAAAAUAGUGCUAAAAUUGGCCAUUGAGGACGAAAGCAGCAAGAAAAAGGCGCUCAAGCGGGUUGCUGGUAUACAAGGGGUGGAUUCCGUGGCGGUGGACAUGAAGGAAAACAAGAUAACUGUGAUAGGGGAUGUGGAUCCCGUCUGUUUGGCAUCUAAACUCAGGAAAUUUUGCUUCACAGAUUUGCUCAGCGUUGGGCCUGCGAAAGAGGAGAAAAAGGAGGGUGAGAAAAAAGAGGAAAAGAAACCUCAAGGCGAAGCAAAGAAGGAGAAUAAGGCCGAAGCUCCAAAAGUUGAAGUUGUGUAUUUGCCCAUCAGCUAUGAUUACAGACCGUAUGAAUACACUGUUGUGAGAGAUGAAUAUCAUAAUACUUGCGUUAUCUGUUGAGUGUGCUUCUAAAGAGCCACCGUUUGUAAAUUAAGGAGAUUUUAUUUGAAUCCUGGCUCUAGCUCCAGAGCAGGGCAGGACAGGGCAUGGAAUAGGGUUUGGGGCAACCUGGAUUUGUACUGAAAUGCGAAUGAGAUUUUUUAUUUUCCUUUUUA
Molecule: messenger RNA, 785 nt
Organism: Cryptomeria japonica (Japanese cedar)
Lineage: Eukaryota; Viridiplantae; Streptophyta; Pinopsida; Cupressales; Cupressaceae
Product: heavy metal-associated isoprenylated plant protein 39-like
Exons: 3
Coding region: 232-630 (132 amino acids)
Molecular function (GO): metal ion binding
Source: RefSeq, a predicted model, not a curated record